GGAUAAAAAAAAUAAAGUCAUGCAUGCCACAUCCAAAAAAAUAAACACGUCGGUUGAUGAUGAAUAAUAUUUUCGCUAGCUUUGACACUGAAUGCGAAUGAGCAAUGUUUCCUGCGGCUUAAAUAGGAAAUGUAUUGUAGGAAAAUGAUUAAGGCGGAACGUUUCUCAGGGAGCAGAGUUUCUGUUGCACACCGGAAGUUCCUCAAAGUCCAUCUAUGGCGUCAUUUCCUUAAGUGACAACGUCUGUCUUUCGGUGUUUCGGCCACGUUUUGGAUCAAAAUGCCUUCGGAUCGUUUCCCUGGCUCUUCCGCGGAGAUAGUCAUCUAAGAACCGUUCACCGUCUGGUUUGUCGUCUCUACGUCCGGCACCGAUCCACCCGCUCACUUUGUGCGACCAGUUCGCCAGUGCUCGUGUGCGACCCGCCAAAAGCAGGUGACCAUUUUGCCGAACUCGAAACGGAUCUAAUCGCAACCAGAAAUGAGUGGAUUCAACUUUGGACAGUCCAACAGCGGGUUUACCUUCGGGACCCCAAACGCCGCCGCUCCCGCCACCGGCUUCGGGCUGCAGCCCGCCGCCCAGGCUGGAGCUGGGGACGGUUUCACUUUUGGAGCCACGGCACCGAGCGGAACCAACCCCGCCGGGACCGGUGGCUUCAGCUUCGGGACCCCAGCUAAGAGCACGGCGGCUACUGGGGGGUUUUCGUUCGGAACACCUGCGACGGCGAGCUUCGGUCUGGGCGCCGCUGCCCAAACCACGGCUGCCUCGGGGCUGACUCUGGGCUCCACGGCGACCCCUGCCGCCGGGUCAGGCUUCUCUCUCGGGGGCGGUGCGCCCGCAGGUGGAGGAGGAGGAUUCACCUUCGGGGCUGCUGCUCUGACCCAAACCCAACCAGCAGCCGCGCCGGCAGCUGCUGCAACCACCGCUUCAUUUGGGGGGUUCAGCUUGGCCACCAAGCCUCUGGCCACCACAGCUGCCGCCACAGUCGCCAGCACCACCCCAGCUGUCCCUGGAGGAGGGUUCACCUUCGGCACCGGCGCGCCCACCCUCACCUUAGGCGCCCAGCCUGCGACCGCCGCGGCUGCCGCAGCAGCGCCGGCUAGUGCCGGGUUCUCUCUGGGGAUCAAGCCGUCGUCGACCCCGGCCCCUCCCGCCACGACCCUGGCGACGGCCCCCUCGCUGUUUUCAGCUCCGGCAUCUACCGCUGCUGCCGCCACCACUGCUGGCUUCACUCUGGGUGUGGCCCCAACUCCUGCAGCUUCCACUGCUCCUGCCGCGACCUCGGCCACCGGCGGCGCUCUACCGUUCAUGCUGAAACCUCUGGGAGCCGCCACCUCCACCCCGGCGUCCGCUGCCACCACAGCACCUGCUGCCGCCGCCGCCACCGCAGCCGGGGUGACUGGUUUCACGCUGGGAAUCAAACCAGCGUCCAGCGCCGCCGCGACCACCACGACAACCACGGCCCCAGCCACCACCGCCCCUCCUGUCAUGACCUACGCCCAGUUAGAGGGGCUCAUCAACAAGUGGAGUCUGGAGCUGGAGGACCAGGAGAGGCACUUCCUCCAGCAGGCCACUCAGGUGAACGCCUGGGACAGGAUGUUGGUGGAGAACGGUGAGAAGAUCACCUCCCUGCACAAGGAAAUGGAGAAGGUGAAGCUGGACCAGAAGAGACUGGACCAGGAGCUGGACUUUAUCCUGUCCCAGCAGAAGGAGCUGGAGGACUUGCUGUGCCCGCUGGAGGAGUCGGUGAAGGAGCAGAGCGGCACCAUCUACAUGCAGAACGCGGACGAGGAGCGGGAAAGGACCUACAAGCUGGCGGAGAACGUCGACGCACAGCUGAAGAGGAUGUCUCAAGACUUGAAGGAGAUCAUCGAGCACCUGAACACAUCCAGCGGACCCGCUGACACCAGCGACCCGCUGCAGCAGAUUUGCAAAAUCCUCAACGCUCACAUGGAUUCUCUUCAGUGGGUCGACCAGAAUUCAGUUCUCCUGCAGAGAAGAGUGGAGGAGGUGUCCAAAAUGUGCGACAACCAGCGGAAAGAGCAGGAGAAGACCUUCCGUCUGAACUUUGACUGAGCCGUGUCCAUGCAUGGGUUCAUAAAGGAGUAUUUUUGAUAACGUAAAGGACAACUUCCUGAGGCUCUCUGUCAGUUAGCUUUUGAAAAAUAUAUUUCCUUGUUAAUGUCUGUCAAAAUCGAACUUAUUAAAUUUUGUUGUGGAUAAAAACGCAGCAGAACGGCUUCAGCUUCUGACUUUUUAGAUUUACCCAGACGCAGCACUUGGUGUGAAACAGUGUGGAGGACUGAAUUUUUAAAUGUAGCU
Molecule: messenger RNA, 2319 nt
Organism: Synchiropus splendidus (mandarinfish)
Lineage: Eukaryota; Metazoa; Chordata; Actinopteri; Syngnathiformes; Callionymidae
Gene: nup62l
Product: nucleoporin 62 like
Exons: 2
Coding region: 478-2073 (531 amino acids)
Biological process (GO): protein import into nucleus; RNA export from nucleus
Cellular component (GO): nuclear pore; nuclear pore central transport channel
Molecular function (GO): structural constituent of nuclear pore; phospholipid binding
Source: RefSeq, a predicted model, not a curated record